Cuscuta campestris is the source of this 1775-nucleotide messenger RNA. NCBI's taxonomy places the organism in Eukaryota, Viridiplantae, Streptophyta, Magnoliopsida, Solanales, Convolvulaceae. The record is from the annotation of a GenBank genome assembly.
CACCGUCAACCACUCCGUUGUCGGUCACCCUUAAAACAAGUUUGGGCAAUCGGGGGCUGGGGCAUUCGGGUCGGGCAAUGACCGGAUACUGUAACACCCUCCCACAAUUUGAUCUUCCAAAACUUCCGUUGGAGGCCUAUUCCGUAGCUUAUAUCGGGGUUUCCUCUCUCAUUCCCUGCAAUUCCCCAUUCCCGUUUCUUCAUCUCAAGCUUCGUUUCUUCUUCCCCGAUGGCCGCCACUCACCUUCACGCCGUAGCUGCAACUCCAUCCGCCGCAGACUCUCUCUUCUCUCUCUCGUCUGCUAUUCAACCCUCUCGCGCUUCAAGAUUUCAAUUUCUUCGCUAUCUUCUCGGCUGCAUUUGGUCUCCUACCUCUGAAACUCAUCAAAUUCAUCGCCAAUUCCUACUACUGUAAUCCACUCACGGAAGGCCUGAAUUAUGUCCGUGCAGUUCAUUUGUUUUUUUUUUGAGUAUUUCGAAUGUUUCAUUCCAAUUUCAAUGGCCUGGAACUUAGAUAUGAAGGACAUGAUGAAAAACACUGCCGAUAGGUGCUUUGUUGGAUUCCAGUUGUGGUUCAAAUGAAGCCACAGAGAAAUCAUGUCAAGAGCAAACUCUUCCUAUUUUUCAGAAAAUUGAAGAUCUGGCUGCUAAAGUGCAUGAUUUGAGAAGAAAACAUGCGGCUCUGAGUGAUGAGGUGAAGAGUAUCACUCCAGAUUCUUUCCCUGGUUCUGAAGCUAUCUGCUCUCUUCGGGAUCUCGGAAAUAGUGAUGCCAAGGAGAAAAAGUUGCACAUUUGUAGGAGGUUUUUAGAAAUGAAGGGUGGCUAGGUUUUAUUUAAUACUCCCUCUGCCCUAAAACCAACUUCCCAUUGCAUUUUAUGAUGUUUGACCUAAGUUAUUUUUAAUUUAGUUUUUACGAAUACCGGUGUGGAAUUUAAAAAUAAAAUUUACAUAUUUUAAAACUAAAAGAUCUAUGAAACUAGAGGUGACAUGAUUAUAACUAUAGGUGACAUGAUUAUAUUUUUUUAAUAAAAAAUAGUAACGAAAAGAAGCUAACAUAGUGGAUAGAGUUUGACUAGUAAGUAGUGAACGGGAAGAUAAUUUUAGGAUGGAGGGAGUAGCAUUUUGCGAGUUGUGCUUCGGCCCAUUAAGUUGUUUUCAAUGCUGGUUUAUGCUGAACGCUUUGGUGAAAUUAAUUGUUAAUAACAACUAACAUAUUGACAAAUGGUGUACUAAAUCAAAACAGUUUUCAAUUUAAGAGGAUUAAAAAUUUAAAAUCUGUAUUAUCUUAAUAAAAGCAAAACGAUUUAACUUAAUUUGUAUGAUGAUUUUUUUUGACUUGUGUUAUCUAAAAGUGAUUAUUUAUUUUGGCAUGACACGUACAAGUACAUCUUAUUAUUUUAUCUGAUAUUGCUUUAAGUUUUUUUUGUGAACAAUAUUGUGUAUAUUUUUUUUUUAUUACUUUAAGUCUUCAAGAUAUAAUGUCAUUGCACAAAUAAGAUGAAUUUUAUGGAGAAUAUCUUUUACCAUAUUUUAAUAAUUUUAUUUAUUGAUUCUAGGCGUAAGCCCAUAAGGCAUAGUCUGCCCCCGGGUUUUCCUUUCAUUGCCUUGGCAAAAUUUUAUAAUGCUUCUUUAAAGAAAUAUUUAUGAAUUAAACUCAUUUCAAUUUUAAAUGAUAAAUUCUAUUCAAGCUCUGUUUAGACUUCGGAUGGGAAGGAUGAGGCUAAGAUUUAUAAGUAUAACUUUACAAAAUAGCUAUUUUAGAAUUUAAGGUGUAA